Danio aesculapii is the source of this 1093-nucleotide messenger RNA. It is a transcript of the gene cntd1, whose product is annotated as cyclin N-terminal domain containing 1. Gene Ontology annotation, biological process: reciprocal meiotic recombination. The record is from RefSeq and is a predicted model, not a curated record. Lineage: Eukaryota; Metazoa; Chordata; Actinopteri; Cypriniformes; Danionidae. Gene Ontology annotation, cellular component: site of double-strand break. The transcript has 7 exons. Bases 55 to 981 code for a protein of 308 amino acids.
AAGUGACGUUUCUAGCGGUUACUGUUGGUGACAGCGAUUAAUCUUUCGAAAGAAAUGGCGAAAAAUACCAUGUUUUCAUUUCCCAGGAGGGACCAGAGGAACCUGAGCUUUGGAGAGGUGUCUUUAGACAUUUUAACCGACAUUCUGUCCAACCUCAACAACAAAAACAAGUCCAAUUUGGAGAAGGUGUCAGAUCUUUGUGGUUGUCUGAAAGAAAGGAGAAUAGUUCAAUGUGUAUUUCUUCUUUGUGAGGAGCUAGGAUUGAGUCCCGUGGUCGCAUAUCAGGCCAUCGAAAUACUGGAGAGGUUUACGGCCAAACAUAUUGAAGAUCUGAUCCGGAGCCGCAAAGAUUCAUCACUCGCCGAGGACACCAGAAACCGUGAAGAUCUCAUUUUCCAAACGCUCAAGCACAAGUUCUUCCUCUUCAUCAUUUCAAGCAUUCAGAUCGCCAGCAAACUGGAUUUGUACACCAAUGUUGUCAACAAUGACAUCGCGAUGAGAUUUCUGCAGUCGGUCAGUUACCCUUCCUCCAAAAAGCAACUCUUGGACUCUGAGGUUUUCAUUUUAAAAACUCUCAACUUUAAUCUGAACGUCCCCAAUCCCGUAACGUAUGUGGAGACGCUUUUGGAAGUGCUGGGCCACAAUGAUGCAUCUGCCCCUGUUGCUCAGCUACAUGACCAGUGUGUGCCUGUACUGCAGUUUAUUUACCUGCAGAGGGAGACAAUCUACAACUCAUUACUCAUUUUUGCCACUGGAUGCGCCAGUCCUUCCCAUGAGCAAAGAGCCAAGUUUGUGUCGGUGACAGAGGACUUCAUGCUUUUGGGAGUUGGAGUCAUCGCUGUGGCCGCCUUCAUUCAUCAUAUCUCAACGUGCGUAAAGGUGGUGGAGGAGCUGACAGAAAUCACAGGCAUUUCAGCCCAGAGUAUCAUGGACUUUGCGUAUGUCACACUGAUGCACAUCACAGACGAUACAUCCAAGUGAUGAAUUUUUAAGUGUGUUGAUAUAGUCUGGAGUAAUAGAAGGUCUAUAAUAGGGGAAUAAAACAAUAAUAAUAAUAGGGGAAUAAUAAUAUAAAAUAAUAGGUGAAUAGUUU